Molecule: messenger RNA, 2759 nt
Organism: Darwinula stevensoni
Lineage: Eukaryota; Metazoa; Arthropoda; Ostracoda; Podocopida; Darwinulidae
Source: the annotation of a GenBank genome assembly
AUGUACGGGAAACUGCUGCAAAUUUGCAACAACACUGGAGGUGGGAUUCACACUGGGAUCUCCCUGCUGUCAUUGCUGCUCCUGGCUUCCAAAGAGAAAGAGAUCAUUGUCUUCGAUACUAUGGAUGGUACCUUGAUCAGGGAAUUCCACAUGACAAGGAACCUUCAUCCUUCAGCCAUAGCCAUUUCUGAGGGAAAGGUAUAUCUUCUUGUCCACGACAGCCGGACAUCUCUGUGUCAGGGAAUUCAGGGUACAAUGAGGAUCCUCACUCAUGAAUUUGCCAUUGUGAACAGCAUCUACCGCUUCUGUGGCUUCUUAGUCACAAAACGGCUUGUGAAGUUCAGUGCUAAGAGAGGAGUGUUGAGUGACGUUUCAGAAACCACCGAAAAUGUUGAUGCUGAGAAAAUACAUGGCAAGAGAAAAGUAUCUGAGCCAGCCAAGAGAGGAGUGAAGAAACCUCGAGGAUAUGAGUCAGUCUGCGAAGGCAUCUCUGACUUUUCCUUGGCUGAUCAGAACAUCUUGCUUGCACAUUCCCACAAGCUGAUGAGGAAAAUCCACAGUCCAGAAGCCCUGUAUGUGAUACAGGAGGAUGUUGCAAGAAAGUGGGUGGAGAGGAUACAGCCCUUCAUUUUGACGGAGAGAAAUCCAAUAUUUGAAGUCAACCCUGGUCCUGGUAUUUUGUCUCGGAACCUCCUCAAAGCAGGGGUGAAACGGCUUCGGUUGUUUGAAGAUGAGCCUGCGUUUUUUCCUUCUACUCAGAGGUUGAUCGAAGAAUUUGGAAAAGACAGGAUUGAAGUUGUGAAUGAAAACUUCUUUGCGCUGCCCAAGAGACUCUUCCAGGAUGCUGAAGAAUCCACAAUGGUUCGAUUCCAGACUUUUUUAGGUGGUCUUCGUCAGUAUCCAUGGGAUUCUACUGAUUCAGCCCUGACUGUAAUAGGGGUUUAUCCCGUGCAUCACAGCCCUACAUUCCUUCGCUAUCUGCUUUAUAUUUACCAGAUGAGAUCCGUCAUUUUUCAGUUCGGGAAAGCACAACUCCUUCUCUGCAUCAACCCUAAUAUCUACAAGGUGAGGAGACCCACGGAAAUGAAUUUAACUGCAGGACCUGAGGAUGGAUUCAUCCGGUACCGCAGACAAUCGGUCAUAUUUCAGCUUUUCUUCAAUGUUGAGGAGCUGGAAGAAUUUCCUCGAUCUGCCUUCUUUCCUUGGUCUUAUGAUAUGCAAAAAAAAUCUGCUGCCAAAAACAAGAGAAAGAACUUUUUGGAGACUGACUACAGCCACCUGUGCCUUGUGAGGAUUACACCCAAAAAAGAGGUGCCCGGUGUCCCUGUUGAGCAACUUCAGGAGUUGACUUUCUUCGUUUCGCACCACCUCCAGAGUCGCACAAGUCCCAUCAUACCAGCUCUUGAGAAGUGGAUCCCUGGAUGUGGCCCACGAUUGAUAAUCAAAGGCAUGACCAUCUACUCUCGCUUUGGAGAUCUUACACCUGGAGAAAUCCUUGACCUCUACAAAGAGUUCUCAUCAUGGCCUGAAUACCAGCAUUCGACGUUUCGAGCGGCCGUCCUCGAUCAGCAUGCUCAGCAUGACUCUCACGAAGAUGCUCAAGGUCAUAGUGCAGAUGAUGUGCAGGAGCAUGGACAAUAAGCGUUGCUCAUUGCCACUUUGCUAUUAUUUUUUGCCAUUCAAUAAUUAAGUUUAUCCUUGAUAAGACAUGACUUAAUAGUUGAAGCCAAACAUAAUGCAGUCAAAAUGAUCAUAUAAUGACUGGGUCUUUGUCGAAUUUUGUCCUGUAGAACUCCAAAUAGUUACACCAAUUAUAUCACUCCUCCAUUGCAGACCUAUCAAAAGUCCCCAUUCAAAUGAACAGAGCACCUGAAUACUAUCACUACGUAAAAGUUAUGGCCAUCAUAGGGCUUCUCUGUAUUCUAUUUUCUGCUUAAACCUCUUAGUGCCACGCUUUCCGGCGAGGGAUGUGUGAAAAUUGCCACAUGUUUUUGCUGAAUAUGUAGCGUUUUACUAGAUAUGCCCAACAUAGCCCUUUGUCUGCUCUUUAAGGGACUAGUAGCGAGAAAACUUCAUUCGCAACCGAAGUGGAACAUGCACCCCUGUAUUUCCACAUGACUUGGACACCAUAACCCUCCAUCUACGCCAUAAUGCCGUUAGACCUGCAGUUGAAACGCACUGGUGCAAAUACAACAGCAAAAUGCCUAUAGUGCAUGCAUUUAGUUGGGACCAGGGUCACGAAUGGAGUCGUCAUUGCACACUGUAUUCUUCCCUCUAAAGGAUCUUGUUUGUCUUUGGUUCUACAUGAGAUUGUGGACUCCCUAAAUCCUGGAUCGUUGCAGCCCUUUGUAAAUGACAAUGGAAGACUCGUGCAAUGCGUAUAAAAAUGGGGUGAAAUCCCCAGCGAUGGGCACGUUAAGAGCCUGUCCUCAGCGAUGUGCCACAGCGCAUACAAAUUCUGAUAACUAAGAAUGAGCAGCAUGCAAUGCAUACUUAGUUGUUGAAAUUAUUAUGCAUCGUUGCCCAUCACUGGGUAUUUUACAUUACUCCUGACAAUCUUGAGCACAUGAGGCUUUUUGGAUAUGCAUUAUGGUCAAUGCCUAUGAGUGAUUAGAAAAACUGGUGUGAGGAGAGCGGAUGUAAAGAGAAAAGUCUCGUGUACGUCGAACACAGCAAAGCUUCAUGAGCUCUUGCUCGGAAUAUACAGAUUUUCUUCGAUAUAUAGAAUAAUAUAUAUAUAAUAAACUCGAGUUUCCCCC